UCCCUAAGUACUCUGACUGAGGUCUCUGGUCAUUUUCACUCAGGUUUACCACCUGUCGCCGUGGUCGCUCAUUGUUGUAAUCUGUACUUUGACUACGUACAUGAUCAGUUCCAUACCCUGUUCCAGCGGCCAGCCUUCAUGGCGAGCCAAGCCAGAUGAUCGUGCUAAACAGCAUCUUCAAGAAAGUCAAUCAGCUCAAUGUCAAGACUGCGCGAUCUCAUGACGUUGCCACGAUCCUCAGGGACGUUCAAGACGUCAUGUCACAGCUGGACGGCUGGGAAGCGUCACUACCAGGAUACAUGCAAGAUACGCAAUCAAACUUGUCUCAUUACGCGGCACAAGGUCUCGGUCGAGUCUUCGUUACUGUUUACCUUGGUAUUUACCACUACGGUCAACUAUUAACAUAUCAGUUCCUUCACCAUAACGCAAGUGAUGAUCCCACAACUACCAUUCUCUCACAGCGAUGCAAGGACUUCGCUGAGAAGCUUUGUGACAUGGUUUACACUGCACUUGACACUCCCGGCUGCGACGUUCUAUAUAACAUGGUCGGACACAUCCUUGUUAUCGCAUCGACUAUACAGAUCCAUACUUUGCUGUUCUCCUCCGACAACAAGAGCGUCAUGGCUGCCCGAGUCAGAUUGGAGCGCAAUUACACCGUUCUGCUGAGACUGCGAGAGCUCUGGUCAACUCUCGAUUACUGCUUGAUGCGGCUGAAGGUGUUCCAUCGAGCUUGCGUGCUACCGAUGGAGACGAGUUUUAAGCUAGACGACUGGAUGCUGAAGUUCCUGUCCGAAUUUGCUAAGCCCGUGAAUGAAAGAGACCAGGAUUGCUGGGCUAUCGGCGAGAUCAAUUUUGCCCCGUCUUCGGACCAGGAAGGGGAAUCACUCACGUCAAUACUUAACAUACUGCCAGAUACGUAAAGUGCCAAAAUCACAAUUUAUUUCGUGUCUUCUCCCACGAUCAGCCAACUAUUCGUGUGUAUGAUGCCUCCCUCAUCAUUGUACCGAGCAUGGCGAAGAAGCACGAUGUGUUUGGCGCACCAGCAUCGUAACUUGCAGCGCUGCAAGAACGAAAGAUCUCCGCAUUGUCAUUUCCAACGUAUAUCAAUUGCACAGUAGACGAAUUGCGCGACAAUUCGUUACCAGACUUUUGGUCUACUUUUGCGGC
Aureobasidium subglaciale EXF-2481 is the source of this 1167-nucleotide messenger RNA. RefSeq lists its product as uncharacterized. The transcript has a single exon. Gene Ontology annotation, cellular component: nucleus. NCBI's taxonomy places the organism in Eukaryota, Fungi, Ascomycota, Dothideomycetes, Dothideales, Saccotheciaceae. The record is from RefSeq and is a predicted model, not a curated record. Bases 156 to 920 code for a protein of 254 amino acids.